AUGAAAGUUGCGCUUUACUGUACGCGCAAUGGUCCAUCGUUGCUUCUUGCUGUAAAACGGCUCCAUAGGUAACUAGUCAAGUGUUUUUUUAGACUACACGGGUGUACAUCUACUGUGACUAUAUUUCUCCUCUCCACCUCGACAGAAUUUGCUAUAGUGGCAGGGGGCGGUCGAGGGCUGAUGUGCAUGUGUGAAUAUGCUCUAGAGCCUCAGUGCCAGUCGGUGUCCGUGGCGUCUGGGGCAGUCCGAGUAGGAUUUGUGUGCUUUUGGAGUCAAUAUGGCGGGCAGGCAGUAAGGCUUGACAGAAGAUGCGACGGGGGUGGUGUCUCUUCAGAUGGCUGGGGACAGGCAUGGCCAUCCUGUGGCUGCUCUCCUGCAGCCUGGGGCAGAAUACCGAAGACUGGAAGUACGAGGAGUGCAAGCUGUCCAGGAAUGGCCCCCCUGCCACCAUAGUGACCAUCGAUGAGGAAAGCCCCAACGGCACGGUUCUAGUCGAGAAUAUGCAGAUCAACGGAAGAGCCCAAGAUCCAGACAGAACCAUCUCCCUGUUGCUACUGGAGAACUACGACCACUGGGUCAUUCUGGACUCAGCGAGGCAGAGGCUAUUUUUGAACAGCACCGGACGAGUUCUGGACAGGGAUCCCCCCAACUACAUCACUACCAUCGUGGUUCAGAUACAGUGUACCAAUGAACUUGUUGGCACUGUGAUUUUGCACGAGGUCCGCAUCGUGGUGAGGGAUCGGAACGACAACACGCCUCGCUUCCAGCAGCCGCGCUACUAUGUAGCCAUCAACGAGCUGACUCCAGUGGGGACCAUCAUCUUCACAGGCUUCUCAGGAAACAACGGUGCCACUGACAUCGAUGAUGGGCCCAAUGGACAGAUAGAAUAUGGCAUCCAGUACAACCCCAAUGACCCGGUAGCUAACGAUACAGUGUAUGUAGCAAACACUCUUUCAGGCUUCAUUGCUCUGGCUGAGAGACUGAACUAUGAAGAGAGAACACGCUACCUGGUCAUUAUUCAAGCAAAUGACCGCGCUACGUAUUACGCUAACAGACGGACGGCCACCACCACGCUGACUGUGGAUAUCCUGGAUGGGGACGACCUGGGGCCCAUGUUCCUGCCCUGCAUCCUGGUCAACAACACCCGCGACUGCAACCCCCUCACCUACCGCGCGGCCAUCCCUGAGUUCACCGACCCGAGCAAACUGAACCCGCUGAACGUCACCCCGGCGAUCAGAGCGGUGGAUAUGGACAGGAACAUCCAGCCGCCCUCAAACAGGCCGGCCAUCCUCUACUUCAUCCUGGUUGGUUAUCCAUCAGCAUAUCGAGACUAUUUCUCCCUGAACAGGACAACAGCUGAGUUGCGUGUUCUGAAGCCAGUUAGCAGAGACCUGUACCAAAGCUUUACCCUCACCAUUAAGGCCGAGCAGGACAGGCAUCCCCUCCCCGCUUACGCAGACCUAGUCAUCAACAUCCUGGAUGAGAACAACCAGGCCCCGUACUUCCAGUUUGUUACCUACCAGGGCUACGUCAGCGAGUGCCCUGUAGGCGCCACCAUCUCAGCCAGCGCCAACCUCACUACCCCCCUGGGAAUCAUCGCCCUCGACAACGACAUCGAGGAGACAAAAGACCCCAUGUUGAAGAUUACGAUGGACGACUACACAGCCGUCUUCUCUCUGACCACCGCUGGGAUCACCCGCUACCUCAAGCUGCUGAUGCCGGUGGACAGGGAGAGGCAGAUGACCUACACCUUCAGGAUGAUGGCAUCAGACGGGGUCCAGCAGAGCAGCCCCGUGACCGUCAACAUCCUGGUCAUCGAUGCCAACGACAACACUCCAACAUUUGCUGAGGUCUCGUACACUGUGGAGGUGUUCACAGACAUGCAGCCAGGAGAAACUGUGAUACAGCUGACAGCAGCCGAUGCAGAUGAGGGUCUGAAUGGCCUGGUGACGUACACCAUCCUGGCUGGUGACCAGGGGGACUUCAUCAUCAACAACCGCACGGGCCGCAUCACCUUGGCGCCCGGCAUGGCCUUGACCGUCGGCCGCUCCUACGCCUUGACCGUGAGGGCCUCCGACAACGCUCCAGAGAUCCAGAGGAGGAGCACUAUCACCACGGUAUACAUCGAAGUACUCCCCCCCAACAACCAGCCCCCACGCUUCCCCCUCUUCACCUACAACGUGGAGGUCAGCGAGGCCAUGAGGAUAGGAGCCAUCCUGGUCAACCUUCAGGCUACCGACAGAGAGAACGAUCCAAUUACAUACCUCAUAGUGAGUGGUGAUUCCCAGAAGGUCUUCAACCUCUCGAAAACGGCACCGGCUGUCCGGCUGCUAUCAUACCCAAUCAGCAUGCUCUCAGCUGGAACAGAGUUCACUCCUCCUACUGGCUAUCCAGACAAGGAUACCCCUGGGGACUGGGAUCCAGAGUUCAUCCUUAUUAUCACCUCGACCGUCAUGGUCAACUCCACCAUGCUCAUGACCUCCACCACCACAGUCAACAUCGUGGUGACGGACGUGAACGAUAACGACCCUCAGUUUGACCCUGCGCUGCCCACCAACCUCACCGUGUCAGAGGAGAAGGCCAACGUCUUCGUAGGUCAAGUCAGGGCGACAGACCCGGACGCGGGGGCCAACGGACAGGUGCGCUACCGGAUCGUCAACCACCCGGGCCUGUUCAACAUCACGGCCAACGGCAGCAUCUACACGGCGGUGCGGCUGGACCGCGAGCUGCAGGGUCAGUACAACCUGGUGGUGGAGGCUUCGGACGGGGCCGUGGACCCCCGGCGGACCACUCUCACCCUCGCCGUCCGCAUCACGGACAUCAACGACAACAGUCCCGUCUUCUCAGAGCAGAGCUACGUCGCCAGCGUCCCCGAGAACAGCCCCGUGGGCACCUUCGUCAUACGCCUCUCUGCGGUGGACGCGGACCUGUUCUCCAACGUCACGUACCGGAUCAAGACGGAGUCAGCCAGACAGCUCUUCUCCUUGGACCCGCUGACAGGGGCCCUGUCCGUGCUGCAGACCCUGGACUUUGAGGACCUGGCCAAUAUGGGUCUGGGGGCCAACAUCACCUUCCAGGUGGAGGCAGUGGAUGUGGGGGGGAUCAUGCCCCCAGGGCAGGCCACAGUCACCGUCCGCAUCAGCGACAUGAAUGACUUCUCCCCAGUGUUCAGCAAGGAGCUCUACAAGGGCCUUGUGGCCCCCAAUGCACAGAAGGGCACAGUCAUCGCCACCGUGUUCGCAGAGGACAAGGACCCCCCUGGAACGCCGGCCAGCUUUGUGCGUUACAAAGUGGACCAGGACCAAUCCCCUUACAGCGGGAGCAUCUUCGACGUGGAGGUGGUGUCAGGGAGGGUCAUCACUAAAGUCAACCUCAACGAGCAGCCCAGUGUCACCUUUCAGCUUGUGGUAAUAGCCUAUGAUGACGGGGAGCCAGUGAAGUUCAACACAACCCUGGUUGAGAUUACCGUUCUGCAGCCAUCCCGCAUACCAAUCUUCACUCAAGAGGAGUACAGUUUCUCUCCCGUCAGUGAGCUGGCCCCCGUGGGGACCCGCGUGGGGACCAUCCUGGCGGCCGCUGUAAACGAAACCAUCUUCUACUCCAUCGUGGAAGGGAACGAACGAGGUCACUUCAGAGUGAACAACCGGACAGGCGUGAUCUCCACGGCGAAACCUCUGGAUUACGAGAACAUCACCAGCUAUGUGCUCCGGGUCCAGGCAGACGCCAUGUCCGUGGUCAUGUCCAAUCUGAGGGUGCCCUCCAAAACCAACACAGCCAAGGUGUUCAUCGAGGUGCGCGAUGAGAACGAUCACCCUCCGGUCUUCACCAGAAAACUCUACAUUGGAGGCGUGGCGGAAGAUACCAAGACCUUCACGUCUGUGCUGAAGAUCAUAGCCACCGAUGUGGACACGGGGAACUACAGCGCCAUGGCGUACCGUCUGAUCAUCCCUCCCACGGCAGACGGCCAGGACAGCUUCGUGAUCGAGCAGUACACGGGCAUCAUCAAGUCAGCCAUCAUGUUCCGCAACCUGCGCAGGUCCUACUAUAAGUUUGAGGUCAUAGCCACCGACAACUAUGGAACAGGCCUCAGUAGUACUGCCGACGUGGUGGUGUCAGUGGUAAACGCGCUGGAUAUGCAGGUGGUGGUCUCCAACGUCCCUCCCACUGUGGUAGAGGAGAAUAGAGAGCAGCUCAUUGGGAUCCUUGAGCGCUAUGUUCAGGACCAGAUCCCAGGCGCCAAGGUGAUCGUGGAGGCCAUCGGGCCUCGUCGUCAUGGAGAUGGGUACGAGCUCGAGGACUACACAAAGUCAGACCUGAUGGUGUAUGCCAUCGACCCUCUGACCAACAGGGCCAUCUCUCGCCAGGAGCUCUUCAAGUUCCUGGAUGGGAAGCUGUUGGACAUCAACAAGGAGUUCCAGCCCUACCUGGGCCUGGGGGGCCGCAUCCUGGAGAUCCGGCAGCCCGACAUUGUGGCCAGCGUGAAGAAGGCAGCCCAGGCUGUGGGCUACACCGAGGGGGCCCUGCUCGCCCUCGCCAUCAUCAUCAUCCUCUGCUGCAUCCCCGCCAUCCUCAUCGUCAUGGUCACCUACAAACAAUUCAAAGAGAGACAAGCAGAGUGUGCCAAGACUGCCAGGAUCCAGAGGGCCCUGCCACCAGGAGCCAAGGUCCCGCCUGCUUCUGCAAACCUAUACGAGGAGCUGGGGGACAGCAGCGUACGCGGCGGCUAUGGCAGACAGCAACAACAAUUGCUGAGGCCAUCUCUCCUAAGACCUGAGGAGCUCUCCAUGGAGUCCGGCAUCGACCCGGGGCAGGACUACUACGGGCAGGACUACUAUAAUUACGACCAGGGGUACGACCUUCCUCAGUAUGGCAGCCGCAGGAAGUUGAUUGCUCCCAUGUACGACGAGUAUGGAGAGGUGAUCAUGGAGGACGACUAUUACACCCCCCACGGCCCUGAGGGCCGAGGCAGAGGGCGUGGUGGCGGGCCCAUGCGGGGCCGCGGUGGGCCUAAGAGGGUUGGAUUCAGGGACCUGCCCCCAGAGGGAGAGAUUGAGGAGGCAGUGCCAGCGGAGGCCGAGGUGGCAGCAGAACCCUCCAAGGCUGCCAAGAGGCUGAAGUCUGUCAUGAAGCUGAGCAAACUUCUGGUAUCCAGCAAGGGAGGAGAGCAGGCCGCCGCAGGCCUGUCUCCAUGGAAGAAAGCCAAAAUGUUCAAGAUGUUUGGCGCCAAGAAGAAGGACAAGGACUACGCCAAGCUGAUGUCGGCCCGCCGCAUCGACAGUCAGGAGAGUCUGACGGGCGGUCCGGAGGCGAGCGGCCCCAUCGAUACGGUGCCCGCCGCCAGGGGCGGCCUGUCCAAUGUGAUGAAACGCAUCAACAUGACAAGCCGGCUGCAGGGCCGCAGGAAGUCUCAGGGCGGCGUGAGCCGCGGCUCAGCCACGGGCAGCGAGCGAGACGAGGAGGCCUCGCAGGCCGCCAGCGAGAGAGACGAGGAGGCCUCGCAGGCCGCCAGCGAGAGAGACGAGGAGGCCUCGCAGGCCGCCAGCGAGGACGAGAAGAAGUCAAAGGUGUCCAUCAGCGUGACGGAGGAGAGCGAGCCAGAGGCCAGUGGGAGCGGGAGCGGGAAGGAGAAAGGCUCCGACGACGAGUCUGAGAGGAGCAGCAUGGAUAAAGAUUACCUGAAGGUGGACCUGGACCGAGACGAUGCCAACGAGAGCACUGUGGACUCAGAGGAGGAGCCGGAGGAACAUCCUGAGGAUUCAGAUGAAGAGAGCAAGUCCAAGUCUGAGGAUGAUGAAACCGAGAAGGAAUCUGGCACCGAGAAGGAAUCUGGCACAGAGAAGGAAUCCGAGACAGAAAAAGAAUCGGAUUCAGAAAAAGAGUCGGGUUCUGGAAAAGAAUCGGAUUCAGAAAAAGAGUCGGGUUCUGGUUCUGGCUCUGGCUCUGGUUCUGGCGCAAAGUCAUCAGGCACAGAGAAGGAAUCCGAAACUGAGAAGGAGUCUGAAUCCGAAAAAGAAUCGGAUUCAGAAAAAGAAUCGGGGACAGAAAAAGAAUCAGGGACCGAGAAAGGUUCAGCCACAGAAGAAGAGUCUGAGGAGGAGGCUUCGGGGGAGUCCAGAGAGAGCGGCUCCACUGCCCGCUCGUCUGUGAAGUCAUCUGCUACUGGCACCAGUCAGGCCUCCUCGGAGAAAUCCGGCGGCAGUACUCAGGCCAGCGGUGGCAGCAGUGGAAGUGGUAGCGGCAGCGGUCCUGGCAGUGGCAGUGCCAGCGGUAGUGAGAGGGGAAGUGGUAGUGGCAGCGGUAGUGGUUCUGGUUCGGGUAGCGGUGCCAGUAGUGCAGCCUCCCAAUCUGGCUCCUCGCAGAGGUCCUCUAUGAAGUCUUCACAGAGCACCAAGGACUCAGAAAAGUCCAGUGCAGAGAGUGAAGGCGAGUCGGGGACAGGGACGGCCAGCGGGGGCUCCGUGUUCAGCGGCGCCAGCCAGAGCCAGAUGUCUGAAUCGGAGGCCAGCGAUUCGGAGGACAACCAGUCCCUGGUCAGCGAGCAGAGCUCCACCUCCUCCAGGUCUGCAGGAGGCAGCCACCGCUCCCGCAAGUCUGUCAUGACCCACUCCUCAGAGGGCACCAUCGACGAGGAGAGCGAGGCGGAGGAGAGCGAAGGGGAGGCGAGCGGGACAGCGGACGAGAGUAAGGAAUCGGCCAGUGAGCCGAGUGACGGGGAGGCGUCCAGGAGGUCCAGUGUGGUGUCCGAGGUGGCGGGGCCUUCCAAUCCCUACUCUGGGGUCCAGGCUGAAGCCAGUGGCUCAGAGGAGGAGACCUUCGGGGGGCUGUCCCCCAUUACGGAGGUGGACGAGGAUGCCAUCACUUCAGAGAGCAGCUCCCACGGCUCUGUGUCGGCUGCUACCAGCAGGUCGGGAAAAGGAGGGACCUCCGACACCGGCUCUGAAUCCGAAGGAAACUCCACGGCUGGGAGGAAGCGUGUCAAACUAGUGGUGGACCGGGACUACGAGAGCAGCUCCACAGGAGACGACAGCACCAGCGAGGCCCAGCGCCACCGGACGCCCAACGCCAACAGCCACAGCCACAUCAACGGGAACGUCUACCUCUCCCAGAAUGGUACCAUCGUCCGCACCAGGAGGCUCGGCCACCCCAACAACCUCAAAGUGGGCUCCCCGUGCCGCUUGGGCAAGCAGUUCAAGAAACUGGACAAGCUGGGGGUCACCCAUGAAGAAAACCUCCCCCUCAACAGCAUAGGGAGCACGGGAAACGGGACGGGCGUGGGCCUUUCCUCCACGGUGGACAUCAACCUCAACACCCGCAUCUCUGGCGGCUCCCUUGGCUCCAGCACCACAGGCCUUAACAGCAUCUGCUCCAAGUCCAACAUUGCCAAGGCCCUGAGUGAGAGGAACUGCAGCGGUGGUCAGUACGGGACUGAGGAGCAGGAGUCUUGUGUGGACCCCAAGGAGGAGCGAGAGACUGCCGAGUCCCACAGCGAACACAUGCUCUCGGAUGAGGAGGAGCUGUGGAUGGGCCCCUGGAACAGCCUGCACAUACCAAUGACUAAGCUCUAACUGGACGCCACUGGAGAAUAGCUUUCAUACCUUUUCCUUUUCCAUGCUGUUACGGUUUCGGUUGAGCGAAAUGGAGCAAAAUGAUUGUAUGUCUCUGCUUUACAAGCACCAAUCACUGUCCAGGCACGGAGGGGCAAUGUGACUGCACUGAUAGAAGGAUGUCACUAUUUUAUAGGAUGAUUUGAUAGAGUUUUAUUAGCAGAUAGUAUAUGAGGGCUAUUGUAAGACUAUGGGAUUAACUGUUGAGAGGCCAUGCUUUCUUCGGACAUGGAAAACUGGAGUAUGUGAGCGGUGACUGGCUACAACCCACUAUUCCUUAUGGAGGUCUUCUCCAUAAUCUCUCUGUUGAUUCCACGUUUUGUAAGUGUUCUUUUUCAAUCAGGGGUCUUGGCAGUUCUAAUCACAAUGUUGGUGUACGAGAUGUCUAAUACCAGAAUAAUAUAGAUAUUAUGAAUAUUACAGAGCAAUGAUUAUAUUAUGAUAUGAUUCAAUUGUGAUAUAUAUGAUGCAGUGAAAAAUGUAUUUUGCUACGUGAUUUUAUUUGCAAGUAAUGAAACAUUGUUGAUUGUCUUAUUAUUUUCUUUAACCAUUUGAAAUAAUUUUGAAAAUCUAUGAAAUUAUUUUUGUCUUUUUAUAACAAUGAAAUCUAUGAGCAAAGCUUUUUGAGAAUUUUAACCUAUGACAUUAAGACAUAACACAACCAUGUCUGUCAAUACUGUAUUUCAACUAAGUCAGUAUUGUCAUAUCGAUUUUCUUUUUCUAUUGACAUUUGUAAUUACAGAAUGUGGUAUUUUCAACUCCUUAAAACAUGAUGCAAAAUC
Molecule: messenger RNA, 8386 nt
Organism: Osmerus eperlanus (European smelt)
Lineage: Eukaryota; Metazoa; Chordata; Actinopteri; Osmeriformes; Osmeridae
Product: protocadherin-15-like
Biological process (GO): sensory perception of sound; inner ear development; homophilic cell-cell adhesion
Cellular component (GO): stereocilium; plasma membrane; cell-cell junction
Molecular function (GO): calcium ion binding
Source: RefSeq, a predicted model, not a curated record